GACGGAGGAAAAAAAAAACUUGUCCUUGUUCAUCUCACUUUCAUCUCGUGCCAUCGCCGUAUUUUUCGUCUAGCAUCGUCGGUUUCUUCAUCUGAUUUGCGUCUCAUAUAAUUGUCUUUUAGUCCUAGCAUCGUCAAUUUCUGUCGCAUCCAAUCUCAUCUCACCAACUAGCUGCAUCUUUCUCUCCAUCUCUAUCUUUAUCUUCCUCCCAUCUCCAACAGAACCAUCACCGCCAAAUGUCCAAUCCAGGCGACCCCGGCUGGAAAUGGUUCCCCAACGACAAGCCCUCAUGGCGCCUCGACGUCGUCACGCUUCUCGCCGUCAUCGGAGAGUCGGCCAUUGCCGAGCACUCCCAGACAAUCACCGCCUCGCUGCUCUGCAUGCUGCCCCGUCUGCUGCCCGCGCCCCAGGCCCUGCUGAAGCCAUCGCGGCCAACUCGACUCCCCGAGACUCACGCCAAGAUGGCCGGCGUCUACAGCGGCACCAUCCUGGAUUCGGUGGGGUUCUUCGCUAAUAUCAUCACGCCGCUGGAUGCUCUGCCGCCGUACAGCUUCAUGGUGCUGGACAUUCAGCACGCGCCGUCUGUGCUGCCGCCGAUUACCAAUGCGAACCAGCAUCACCACCAGCAUCAGGACGAAGAUGGUCUGCGAGGCUUCAUUACUAGAUACGUGCCUUGGGCUCAUAAACGGAGCGUGCCAGACGCUUCUUUGGGAGGGCUUUCUAGAAGCAAAGAGACGGAAAAGGCGUUGGAUCGUCGGGUCACGCCGCCAAAGAUCGCUGGACCACCACACGAAGUCGACAUUGAGUCCCAGUCAAGAACUCCAACUGUGAGAUUCAACUCCGAGGUUGAAAUCAACGGGCACCCUGCACCGCUUCGCCGACGCACCACCGAGAAAUUCCAGGAUCUGCUUUCGACUGGAACCAUGGCCGUGACGGGUGGUCGGCCCAUUGUCCCUCCGAAACUUCUCUCGCCUCUGCAUAUCCUCUCCGCUUUUUCCUUCUUUCUCAGCAUCGCCAUUCUCGUUGCCGCCGUCAUAUGGCAGGACGGCACCGCAAUCAUCGCCAUCACGCUCAUCUCCUCGGCUUCAACCGUCGUUGGCUACGCUUCCUCCUGGCGGCCAAUCCUCAUGCAACGCAGGCACACUAACGAUGUACCCCGCGGCGAUGUCAUGAUACGCACCCGAGAGGGAGCUUUUGUAUUAGUUCGCUGUCCAGAAGACGUUGCUCGCGAGCUUUACUCUGGAACAGAAGAGUGUGAGUACUAUGUCGGCGAGAGAGCCUACAGGUUCUUCAUGGCGCUCGGCACAAUUCUUCUCAUGUUUAGUGUCGUGCUCCUCGGAAACUGCACUUGGAACUCGCAAAUCUUUAUAGGAGGAUCGUACAUUGUCCUCAACGGGCUGUACUGGGGUCUGGGCAUGAUUCCUCGGACAUAUUUCUGGGAUCUAUCGCGCUAUACCUGGGACGACGUCACCGAGGAAGACGGCCAGAAUGCUGAUUCCGUUACUGACCGGGAUGACGAACGCGAGGGCCACCCGAGCUUUACACGGACCUUGUGGUAUGCUAUACGCGAGACAAAGGCAAUUGGCUGGGUCGAGCGCAGUGGUGCAGCACCGGGCACGCCGCAGUGGCAGCAGUGGCUCGGUGAGGCACUGCAUAAUGCAAAGAUUGGCAAUCGAGGCUGGGAGGCCGUCAGAAGGAAAAAUGAGAUUAUGACGCAGGCGAGCAAAGAGGGAGGCGAUCCUGCGACACAGAGAGCGCCUGCAACUGAAGUUCAGGUUGCUGGAACGGGCACGGGAACGACGAGGGCGACGUUUUAAAGUGAAGUAUCUCGUUGUCUUUGUGUUUGACGGGAUCUGCUAUAUUUUGAAGGAAAUGAUCAUAUAUGGUUGGAUUUAUUGCGUUUUAAUUGUCUUGGCGGGCUUUGAGAUUUUGGCAUUGCAUUGAGUCUACACGAAAGAGGACGGAUUUACGAGACGAUGUACUGGAUAAACUAAUGGCGUUACGAUUGUUAUAUACCACUUAGCAGGCAUUGGGUAUUGGAAUUGGAUACAACGGAUACAGUCUAUAUAGACACGUGACGAAACAAGCGAGUAAGAUCAAGAGACCUAAUAUGUCAUCAUCAUAUCACGAGAUUAUAUAUAUGGAA
This is a messenger RNA of Trichoderma harzianum CBS 226.95, 2146 nucleotides long. RefSeq lists its product as hypothetical. The record is from RefSeq and is a predicted model, not a curated record. Lineage: Eukaryota; Fungi; Ascomycota; Sordariomycetes; Hypocreales; Hypocreaceae. Bases 237 to 1817 code for a protein of 526 amino acids. The transcript has a single exon.